Clonostachys byssicola is the source of this 1269-nucleotide messenger RNA. The record is from the annotation of a GenBank genome assembly. NCBI's taxonomy places the organism in Eukaryota, Fungi, Ascomycota, Sordariomycetes, Hypocreales, Bionectriaceae.
AUGUCGCUGAAGGUUGGGAUCAUUGGGGCUGGAAUCGGCGGCCUCUGCGCGGCGAUCGCCCUUCGUCGCACCGGUGCUCACGUCGAGAUUUAUGAGAAGUCUCACUUCCAGAAUGAGGUCGGCGCCGCCAUCACCAUUACUCCCAAUGGCAUGCGCGCGCUCGACCGCUGGGGCUUUGACACGAAGGAUGCUGGCGCCGUCGAGGCCAAGCAGCUGCGCAUGUGUGAUGACCAGACCUUGAGAGACCGUUUCGUCGAGUCCUUCAGGAAUGUCGAAAAAGAUUACGGGGCCCGCUUCAUGUUUUUCCACCGCGUGGACCUUCACACUGCGCUGAGGAAAAUGGCCGUGUCUGAAAACGGCCAGUCUGGGGUCCCGGUGGCUAUAAGGAAUGGAAAAUCAGUCACGUCCGUAGAUUGCUACGCUGGAAGAUUCACCCUGGAGGAUGGCGAAGAAGUGGAGAAGGAUUUGAUCGUGAUUGCCGAUGGCGUUCGGACUCGCUUCAUCAGCAAUAUCACGGGUCAAGAUCAGCCCCUGGAGCAUGUCGGCUUCUCCUUCUAUCGCUGUCUCAUCCCAGUGAACGAGAUUAACAAAGAUGCCGAGCUCAAGGCAGUUUGGGACAGGCAGGACCCAGGUUUCUGGGUUCCCUUCGACUUGGCAACGGGCUUCUUCCUCGUCUCUUACCCCUGCCGGGAUAAGUCCAUGAUGAAUAUCGCCCUGAAGCACAAGACGCGCGAUAAGGACCAAGAUGCAACCAGCUGGAAUACUGAGACCUCGCUCGCGGACAUUGUAGAUCUCGUCAAGGGACGCAACCCGCUGCUAGAGAGGCUCUUGCAGAAAACUUCAAGCAUGUCGGUGCACAAGGUGGAGCGGAGGGAUGUUCUCGAUCAGUACACAAAAGGCCGCGCUGUCAUUAUUGGCGAUGCAGCGCAUCCCAUCCAGCCAACACACGCUCAAGGAGCCGUCAUGGCUAUUGAAGAGGCCACGGCGCUAGAGGUGCUCUUCAGUGGUGUAACCGCUGCAUCACAGGUUCCUAAGCGCAUGUCCAUGUACAAUGCGCUGAUGAAGAAGCGGCUUAAUACAGCUCACCUUCUCUCAGAUGCCACUCCCGGAGUACUGGACGACAAAUAUAGAGAACAGGCCAAGGCGCUUUGGGAAGGGGAUAUCUACCCCCACACGGCGAUGAACUUCAGCAAACCAAUACGUGACUUCUUCUACCUUUACGACGUUCAUACUGAGGCAAAAGCGUUCUUAGCUGAGCACGCGAUAUAG